Solenopsis invicta (red fire ant) is the source of this 2902-nucleotide messenger RNA. RefSeq names its product aminopeptidase Q-like. NCBI's taxonomy places the organism in Eukaryota, Metazoa, Arthropoda, Insecta, Hymenoptera, Formicidae. The record is from RefSeq and is a predicted model, not a curated record. Gene Ontology annotation, biological process: proteolysis; peptide catabolic process. Gene Ontology annotation, molecular function: zinc ion binding; metalloaminopeptidase activity; peptide binding. Bases 54 to 2774 code for a protein of 906 amino acids. The transcript has 12 exons. Gene Ontology annotation, cellular component: cytoplasm.
AGUCAUUUCGUUAGUUUUAUAGAGUCAGUCUUAUAAGUUGUUGUAACCGCUAAAUGAAUAAUUACGUAAUGACAAUCGUCAAAAGUUUAUUGGCAGCAGUCUUAUUACUUCUCACCAGCCAAGGCGUUUUUCUUCAAGAUAAUGAAACAGUAAAUGAUCAAAUAGUGCAUGAUGUCAACGAGAAUCGAUUUCGUCUACGACAGAAUGUUGUGCCCAUCCAUUACGAUAUAAAACUAAUACCACAUAUUGUGGAUAAUAAUUUUACUACUAAUGGCGAAACGAACAUCGAUGUUGAAGUGCGCGAAUCGACGAAUGACAUCGAAUUGCACGUUUUAGACCUCACAAUAGACGAAUCGCUGACAAAGCUAAUUCGCAAAGGCGUAGAUGUAAAUUCUAAAUCGGAGUAUGUUCCAAAGCAGCAUUUAUAUAACGUUGAAACACAAAUUUUGACAUUAAGAUUUGAGGAACUAUUGGAUCCUGUAACGUAUACGUUGCAUUUUACUUUUACGGGUGUGAUACGCCCGGAUGAUUGUAAUCGCGGAUUGUUCAGAAGACUUUAUAUUAACGACAAAGGAAACAAGGCAUUGUUAGCAGUAACACAUUUACAACCAAUUAGUGCGCGAGAAGUAUUUCCAUGUUGGGAUGAGCCUGCCAUAAAAGCGACCUUCAAGUUUUCUAUCAAGCACUAUCCUAAUUAUACAGCAUUAUCGAAUAUGCCAUCCGUGCGAUCAGAAAUAGACGAAGUCGAUGGAAAAUUAUGGACGUACUUUGAGACAACUCCUGUUAUGUCUACCAAUUUAGUGGCAUUCGUGCUUGCUGAUUACGAUUAUGUUUCAAAUUUAGACGGUAAUAUCAAAAUAUGGGGUCCAAAACACCUUCUUUCUCAUGCCGCACAUACUCUCGAUAUUGUCGAAAAGAUAACGCAGGAACUUGAAAAAUUCACCAAUAGUACUGUUCGUGUGCCGAAAAUGGACCAUGUUGCUAUUCCAUAUUAUACCGCUAGGGCCACUGAAAAGUGGGGUAUGAUUGUCUAUGAACAAUAUUUACUUCUUGGAGACAAUAGUUUAAGUAGUAACAUACAACAUAUUAUGACAAUCACUCACGAAUUAGCGCACCAAUGGUUUGGAAAUUUAGUCAGUUCAGUUUGGUGGAAAUAUUUGUGGUUGAGCGAAGGCAUCUCGACAUAUCUAAAACAUUAUAUUUCUGACAAGUUUUUCAAAGAAAAGCGAUUGAUGGAUUAUACUGUAGUGACCGUGGAAAAACAAAUGCUGGAUAGUGAUUCAAGAAAAUCCGAGCCAAUUCAUAUAAAUAUUACUGGUCAUUCAGAUGUACUUUUUAAAGCAUUUUCUUCCAGAACGUAUAGGAAAUCGGCUUUUCUGCUGCGAAUGGCAUCGCAUUUCUUGACAGAAGAUGUGUUUCGGAACGGUUUAAUAAAAUACCUUCAAGCACACGAAUAUAGUAGUGCUACACCAAACGAUUUAUGGAAAACAUUACAAGACGCUCUCGAUGAGUCAAAUGUACCUCAUGAUGAUUUUAAAGUAAAAGAGGUAAUGAACACUUGGUUUGAUCAGGCAUGGUAUCCUCUCGUUACUGUUCAUCGAGAUUAUACUACAGGCGAAAUCAGGUUGACGCAAGAAAUAUUUACAUAUCCGGAAAACAAUUCUAACUAUAAAGGAAACAAGGAGGAAACAUGGUGGAUACCUAUAAAUUUUGCAACGCAAAGUAGCUUGGACUUCUCGUCUACGUUAGCCACUCAUUGGCUAAAACCGCAUGACGAGGAUACAAUAAUCGAAGGAGUGAACACUAAUGACUGGAUUAUUGUAAAUAAGCAUCUAACAGGAUUUUAUCGUGUAAAUUAUGAUACAAUCAAUUGGCAAAGAAUCGCUGCUUUUCUUAAUACUGAUAAUUACCACAAGAUCCCAGUUCUGAAUCGUGCACAAAUUAUCGACGACGCUUACUACAUGAUGGAGACUGAACGGCUUGAUUCUACUACUUUCGUUGAAAUUAUAAAUUAUUUGUCACGCGAAACUGACCCUGCGCCAUGGUUCAGUGCCAUUAAAAACAUAUUUCAAAAGAACUACUGGCAAUUACCCGAAGGAAAAGCAAUCCUUAAGCCAUAUUUAUCAAAUUUGAUACAUAAACUAUUUGAACAUAUCGGCUUUGAAGAAAAUCCUGACAUUUUAACUAUAGAAAUGAGAAGGUAUUUUCAUAAAUAUGUUUGUUUAUCUGGAUUUGAGGAUUGUCAAGCAACAAUUACUUCUAAAUUACUUGCAUAUGUGGAAGACCCAAUCGCAAAUAAUCCAUCAUACGAGGAAAAGGAGCUAAUUUGCAUUGGUCUCAGGAAAGCAAAUGAAUCUUUUUGGGAUCAAUUGUUACAAACACAACAGAGAACAUCAAAUUUUCAUAAACAAUUUCUUGGUUGUUCAGAAAAUCUGCACAUUCUUGAAAGACAUUUAAAUUCUCUUUCUAACAAUACAAGAGAAUAUCGUGUUUUUACUCGAAACAUGUUUCAAUCUUUUCAAAAUACUGAUGUAGUGCUUGAACUUAUUACUAAUAAUUACAAGAAGUUUAAGGACGAUUCAGAUAUUGUUGGAAAGCUCAUUGACAAUAGUUUUACGGAAGAAGAAUUUAACAAGAUAAAAGCAUUUGCUGAACAACAUAAUAAAUAUUACGAAAGAUAUUUAACAACAAGGAAAAUAGAGUUGGAAGAACUAAGAAAUUAUUUGCCAAAAUUCCUAGAUGCUUUGAAAAAUAAACAAAAUAUCUUAAAAUAAAUAAUCCAACAACUUAAGCAACGAUACAUCAUAAUAGGAUUUGAUCUACGUAUAAUAAAAUAAAAAAAUAUACAAAUUGUGAAUAUAUAAGAAAAAAUAAAGUUAUUCCAAUAUAUAUUAUUAUCGUA